GAGUUGGGUUGCCUGGGCAACUGUAAUCUAACGUAACUUCCGUUUAUUUAAAAAAAACCUACAAACAAGAUUCACCGUCUUCCCAAUUGAAGGGUUAUUAACCGGGGGGCUGAAUGAAAGUUAAUAUCGUUGUUUGUUGUCAGUCACGCAACGGUUCGAUAAGUCAGGAGGUAGGUGAAGAAGAAGGGCUUUUGGAACAUGGAACUUGAGACAAUGGCAGAGUCGGUGCGCUCGAGCCGGUCGAACGGGACACCGAGCCGUCACGAGAAAAGUUUGGGGCUCCUCACCAUCAAGUUCGUCACUCUGCUCCAGGAGGCGAAGGACGGCGUGCUUGAUUUAAAACUGGCUGCAGAUAGCCUGGCUGUGAGACAGAAGAGGAGGAUAUAUGACAUCACCAACGUGCUGGAAGGCGUGGGGCUGAUUGAGAAGAAAACCAAGAAUAUCAUCCAAUGGAGGGGGGAGAACAUGGGCAGCCAGAGCGAGGAAGUGCUGGAGCAGGUGGAGAUACUGAAGGCUGAAAUCUCAGAGCUGGAGGCCCAGGAGAGACAGCUGGACGAGAGGAAGGCCUGGCUGGAGCAGAGCAUCAAACACCUCUGCCACGACCCAAUCACAUGCUCAUAUCCUUUUUGAGUUUGCUUAUCAUGUAGAGAAUUUGCAGGUGAUCAUGUGACUCCAAUGUUCUGACUCACCUGGUGACUUUAACAACAGAUGAAUAUGUGGAUAUGUGUGUUUCUCAAAAAAUAUUGGGUUUUCUAUUUCUUAUCGCCUUAAUGAACCGGUAUAAAAGUAUAACUGUAACGGGAACUAGCUCUGCAAAUCUGCGAAAACUGUUUCACCAGAGUUGAGUUGGUGAAGGCUAUCACCUUGUUUGAACAUUUGCAUCACCUUUCCAAACUCACGGGGGUCAACUGAACACAUUAUGAUAGGCGUUUGUUUACAAUUUUGACAGACAGCAGGUGGAUGGGAUCUAAAGAAUCACGCGACUGCACAACCUUGAUACAGCAUUGGGAUAUGGGGUCAGAACAGUCUCAUUAAUAAUGAAUGCACAGAGAAGGAUGCACAAAUAUUUUUUGUGAUUUAUAUAUAAAUUACUCUCUUCUCGCAAAUACAUUUCAAUGCACACACAAAUGGAUAUCGGUAUGUAUAAAUGUAAAAUAAAUCCAUAAACCAAAAUAAU
This is a messenger RNA of Gadus macrocephalus (Pacific cod), 1177 nucleotides long. It is a transcript of the gene e2f5, whose product is annotated as E2F transcription factor 5. The transcript has 3 exons. Gene Ontology annotation, biological process: regulation of transcription by RNA polymerase II. Gene Ontology annotation, cellular component: RNA polymerase II transcription regulator complex. The coding region runs from base 199 to 630 and encodes 143 amino acids. The record is from RefSeq and is a predicted model, not a curated record. Lineage: Eukaryota; Metazoa; Chordata; Actinopteri; Gadiformes; Gadidae. Gene Ontology annotation, molecular function: RNA polymerase II cis-regulatory region sequence-specific DNA binding; DNA-binding transcription factor activity, RNA polymerase II-specific.